UCAGCGACUUAUAGUGGGACUGUGGCGGGCAUUUUGACGCUGGGGGGGAACUGACUUGGUCUUACUGACAUCCACAGUGACACCAAUACAGUGAUCGGUACUAAUAAAAAGCACUGACACUGUACUAAUGGCACUGGGCAGGAAGGGGGUAAUAUGAGGGGUGAUCAAAGGGUUAAAUGUGGGAUGGUGUGUUGGGGCUUCACUGUAAGCACACUGCUCUGGAUGGCUGUGCUGUGCACAACCAUCCAGAGCAGUGUGCCCGAGCCGACAGGGAGGAUGACUGUUAGUAAACAAAGCAGCCCUCCUCCCCAUCAGAGAUCUUCGGUAAUC
Messenger RNA from Staurois parvus, 330 nucleotides. Lineage: Eukaryota; Metazoa; Chordata; Amphibia; Anura; Ranidae. The record is from the annotation of a GenBank genome assembly.